This is a messenger RNA of Gossypium raimondii (Peruvian cotton), 945 nucleotides long. RefSeq lists its product as uncharacterized. The coding region runs from base 1 to 945 and encodes 314 amino acids. NCBI's taxonomy places the organism in Eukaryota, Viridiplantae, Streptophyta, Magnoliopsida, Malvales, Malvaceae. The transcript is spliced from 2 exons. The record is from RefSeq and is a predicted model, not a curated record.
AUGUGGGAUUGGUGGAAUGAUGAGACCAAAAAGUUGUUCUACUCUAACUAUGGGGACUUGCCGUACUUAUAUGACAUCAAGGUGGAUGAACGAUUGUUUCGGGCCCUUGCUCAAUAUUGGAAUCCUGCAUAUAGCUAUUUUUAUUUUGGGAAUGUAGAUUUGGUGCCUAUAGUGGAGGAAUAUACAGCUUUACUACAUUGCCCAAGACUUCAGGUGGAUAAAGCAUAUUCCAGAGCCGCGUAUGUCCCAACAUUUUGGAAGAAAUUGAUGAAUAUUACUAGAAUGAGCGAGCAGUGGAUUACGGCCAGGAUCAAGCAGAAAACGCAUCCAGAUGGGAAAAAGAAGGUUGAUGUGUUUGCUUUGAGUAUCUACGAGUUGGUGAUCUUCCCUAGGGCACUGGGGCAUAUUGAUGAGGUGAUUUCAGAUCUUUUUGACCGAUUGGAUAAAGGGGUUACGCAUGUUCCUACGAUUUUGGCUGAAACGUUUAGAUCUUUGAAUGCCUGUAGGCGAGCUGGCGAGGGCAGAUUUAUGGGUUGUGCGCAGUUGUUGCUAGCUUGGUUUCAUAGUCAUUUCUGGAAGGUCAACAAGAUUUCGUACCGGGUUUUCUCUGAACAUUACUCCUCGUUAAAAGAGAUAGUGGCUACGCCAAGAAGGGACAACAUAUUAGAGGAAAAUUGGAUGGCAAUUCUUCAUAAUCUCCGAGAAGAAGAUGUUGAGUGGAGAGCUCCUUCGUUGAUUCCUGACAGGAUUCUUUACCGAUGCGGGAAUUUUGAUUGGGUUCCGUUGCUUGGAAUUUGGGGAGCCGUCGGAUAUGCGCCUUUGCUGGUACUAAGGCAAUACAAUUCAAGACAGUUCGUGCAGGCAACGCACGGGUUAGCUCAAUGUGAGUUCUCAUACCGAGGAGAUAAUUACAAGAAGAGGGUAAAAGAAAUUUCUCAGGCUUAG